Molecule: messenger RNA, 4238 nt
Organism: Helicoverpa armigera (cotton bollworm)
Lineage: Eukaryota; Metazoa; Arthropoda; Insecta; Lepidoptera; Noctuidae
Gene: IKKepsilon
Product: I-kappaB kinase epsilon
Biological process (GO): peptidyl-serine phosphorylation
Cellular component (GO): cytoplasm
Molecular function (GO): protein serine/threonine kinase activity; ATP binding
Source: RefSeq, a predicted model, not a curated record
AUCUGUGGGUCGCGGUCAGACAGAGGUGUCAUUUGUCAAUUGUCAUGAUACGAAUGAAGUUUUAUUUAUUUUUGCAGUUUAUUGGAAAGUUGAUUUUAUUUAUUGAAAGUAUUCAAACUGAACAUCACUUUUGUAUUGCAUUACACAACUACGAAUGCAAAGGUUAUGUUAUGGCUGUAAGAGAUCACUUAGACCGCUGUGCAUAAAAUACUCUUACGGAGUUUGAAAUCCUCUUUGAACAUUUUGUAACUGUAUUGCACAAGUAACUUUCAAGAAUGUCCUUCUUACGGGGCUCCGAGAACUAUGUGUGGUGCACGACUAGCGUGCUCGGAAAGGGCGCUACAGGCGCCGUGUUCCAGGGCGUCAACAAAAACAACGGGGAACCCGUGGCGGUGAAGACGUUCAACCAGCUGAGUCACAUGCGACCGCACGAUGUGCAGAUGAGGGAGUUUGAGGUGCUUAAGAAGGUGAAACACGAGAACAUCGUGAAACUGCUUGCUAUCGAGGAGGAACAGGAAGGCCGCGGUAAAGUGAUCGUGAUGGAGCUGUGCACCGGGGGCAGCUUGUUCAAUAUACUCGAUGACCCUGAGAACACCUAUGGUCUUCAAGAACACGAGUUUCUAUUAGUUUUGGAGCACUUAACAGCUGGCAUGAAACAUUUACGGGAUAAUAACUUAGUGCACAGAGAUUUAAAACCAGGAAAUAUCAUGAAGUAUAUUAAUGAGGAUGGAACUACUACAUAUAAGCUCACAGACUUCGGAGCAGCCAGAGAGCUGCAAGAGGAGGAACAGUUUGUGUCUUUGUACGGUACUGAGGAGUACCUACACCCUGACAUGUAUGAGAGAGCAGUGUUGCGGAAACCAGUGGGAAAGAGUUUUGGUGCUACAGUGGACCUGUGGUCUAUCGGCGUCACAUUGUACCAUGUGGCCACAGGCCAGCUGCCAUUCCGACCAUAUGGAGGUAGAAGAAAUAAAGAAACUAUGUUUUAUAUUACUACAAAGAAGGCAUCUGGAGUCAUUGCAGGAACCCAAACAACUGAGAAUGGGCCAAUAGAUUGGGCACGUGACCUGCCACCACACUGCCAACUGAGUGUAGGCUUACGGAAGCUCGUGACUCCUCUUCUCGCUGGCCUACUUGAAGUGGAUCCUCACAGGAUAUGGACUUUCGAACGGUUUUUCUCUGAAGUUCAAAUAACGACAUCCACAACCCCUGUACAUGUGUUCCAUGUUAAUAAAGCAGCUAGCAUUAAAGUGUUCCUGAAGCCGGAAGAGAAGUACGAGCACCUACAGACGUACAUCUGCGAGCAGACGAGCGUGGUGGCCGAGUCGCAGAUCCUGCUGCACCAGGACAAGCUGCUGCUAUCCGUCGUGGACGACAGUACGCUGGGAAAGGACUACCCGGAGACGACGGCGGAGGAGCCGCUUAUGCUUUUCAACAAGAACAACAACAACGUGAGCAUGGCGCCGGAGCCCGACAUACCCAAGUUCCCCGUGUUCCCCAACAUCGUGUCCGUCGAGAACGACGCCAGCCAGGCCAAGACGGCGUGCAGCGUGGGGCACGCCAUCAAGCGGCGCGUGGAGGCGGCGUGCGCGGCGUCGCUGCUGUGCGGCGCGUGCGUGUCGCGCUGGGGCGCGCUGCUGGCGGCGCGGCUGGCGCGCGUGGCGGCGCGGGCCGACGCGCUGGCGGCGCACGCGGCGCUGGCGCUGGCGGCGCGCGCGCUGGAGCGGGCGGCGCCGGCGCGCGACGGCUGGCCGCCAUGCGGCGCUGGUGGCGGCGAGGCGGCGGCGCUGCGCGCGGCGGCGCAGGCGCUGCUGGCGCGGCACGCGGCGCCGGCGCUGCGCGCGGAGUUCGACGCGGCGGCGGCGCCGUGCCCGGCGGAGCUGCGCCUGCACGUGCGCGCGCGCACGCUGGUGGAGCGGCUGCGCGACUCGUGGCAGCACCUGGUGCGGGACCGCGCCACGCGCUCGCUCACCUACAACGACGAGCAGUUCCACGUGCUGGAGCGCAUCACGGUGGCGGAGACGGGCCGGCGCGCGCGGGCGCUGCUGCAGCGCGCUGCGCCGCUCGCCCGCGCGCGAGCUGACGCCAUCGCCGACUGGUACAAGGUGGCGCAGACAGUGUUCCUGCAGACGCAGAUCCUGGACAAGGACGUGUCGAGCGCCGAGCUCAAGCUGCUGACGCUGGCGGCGCGCGUGCAGGACGCCGAGCACGCGCUGCGACGCCGGCGACGCGCAGGCGGCGGCGCGGCGCGGCCGAGCGCGGCCCGGCGCCGGCGUGGCGCGCGCGGCGCGGGGCUGCGCGCGCUGCUGGCGGCGCACGACGAGCUGGCGGCCGCGCUGGCGCCGCACGCCGCGCUGCUGGCGCGCCUGGCCGCGCUCACCCGGGACGUGGCGCCCUAGAGCCGCGCGCGACGAGUCGACCAUCAAAAUGAAUCACUUAUUCACUAAACAUUCGUCGGACAUCAAUCUUACCCAUACACAAUAUCUAAAGUUGCAAAAAAAAAUUGACUGAAAACACAAUCUGAUCUCAAAAUAAACUGUAUUGCAAAAAAGAACGGGCACCAAAGCCAAAUCAGAGUUUUGAAGACUUUACGUAUGUUUCAAAAUGUUUUAAUGACUGGCAUAUGUGGAACUUAGAAAGUUGGAACCUUCUACCAGGAAUUAGUCCAAAAUAAGAAUUAACCACUCUAUAAAACUGAGAUUUCGCACAGAAGGCCCUGUUUUUUGCAAAACAGUGUAUACAAUCUUUAUGCAUAAGAAAACAUUUGCCUCUUUCAGAUAAUACAUAUCAAAUCAGUCCUUGUACCGUACGUACGAGUUAUUAAGAUUAUAAUAUACAGUUUACAGGAAGCACUGACUGUAAUAGUUAUUGAGGAUAGUGAGCGAGGUACUAUACGCUAUUUAUUUGAACAAACGAGUACUGCAGGUUUUCACUAGUAGCGCCCGCUAUGCCAGGCCGGCAAGCUCGUUACACGCAUCACGCGGGACACUGGUGGCUUAUUACCACUGCGCAAAAUCUUGUUGUUUCAUUUUGGGUAUAAACUUUAGAAUGCGAAAACGUAAUUUCGAACUCCUCCGGCGUCCUUUUAUGCGGAAUAAUAUAGGUAUAAUUAUCGGCACGGAUAAUGAGCUCUCGGCGGAAGAGUGGGGAUCGCUUUGCGCACCAUACACUUAUGGCAAUAAAAACACACACCCUUUUAUUUAUUUUUUCCUAAGUUCCCUAUGUAAUUUUAUUCUGACUCAAUAAUUUAAAGAAAGAUUUUAUAUUGAUUUAUUUAAUUGAGAAAUGGAAAUUGGGAUGGAAUAAGGUAAUCAAGUGUUUCUAUUUUAAAACAUAGGUUAAAUUUUCUAGUUUGACAAAGAAAAACUACUACCUAUGUACCUUGAUACUUUUCUUGUUAACAUUUUUGACCUCGAAUUUAAUUUAUUCUUUAAUGAAAUGAACAGAAAAACAUAUUAGGAUAAAAAUAAAUAAUGGUAUGUACGAAAUGUUUCGAGCAAUUGAUAAUAUAAUGAGUGAAUUGAACUGAACAUUGAGUUGGACUUCGGGCUACUUAGCGCUGUUAAGAUUUGAUGGCGUCGGGAUGUGUUGCUUGGUAGUUUCUUGCGGCACUUUUCUUUCCGGUAACAUGAAAAGUGGGCGUUUUGGAGCUUCCUUUUGUUGUUUCUGAUGUUCAAAAAGAACUGAUAAAUCAGCCUUAUUCAAAUAAACGGAUUUAAGUUUGAAUAAUACUAAUUUUGUGUUUGGUCAAUACCAGAUUAGUGCGAGAGAUAAACUCUAUUCGGUACUCUUUGUUCAAAAGUUCUCAAGCUCUCUUGUGCUCUGGUGUCUGUGUCGCGAGGUGACUCACGCCUCCGACACCUAAAAAUAACUAGCUGCUUUCCCGCGGUUACACUUGCGUUAUGGGACGCAAGUGGGAGGUACUACUGCCCGUAACCGGAUAAAAUAUGGCCUAUGGGUUUAGUAGGGGAUAAUGUAGGUUCCCAACAGUGAAAGGCUUUUUCAAAUUGGUUCAGUGGUUUCGUAGCCUGUAGGGGUACAAACAAAGUAACUUGCAAACAAAAAUAUUAUUUUCUCUUUAUUAUAUUAUUUGUAUAAAUAUGACUUUAUGUAAGCAUAAAACAUUUGUUUCCUGUAAGUAGUAUUGUAUAAAACUGUAUAUUUUAUAAAUAGCAAUAAUUAUAAUAUAAUACAGAAAAUCAUUGUUUUUUAUUAUUAAAUUAAACAAUAAAUAUUUA